Messenger RNA from Fomitopsis serialis, 1200 nucleotides. RefSeq lists its product as uncharacterized. Bases 1 to 1200 code for a protein of 399 amino acids. Lineage: Eukaryota; Fungi; Basidiomycota; Agaricomycetes; Polyporales; Fomitopsidaceae. The transcript has 2 exons. The record is from RefSeq and is a predicted model, not a curated record.
AUGAACAACUCAGCAGCCGCCAGCGCACCGCUGGAAAUCUGCAUAUUGAUUUUUGAUGACCUUCAAACCGACCGCCCGACGCUCCGAUCUUGCAUCUUGACGUGCCGUGCAUGGGUCAAUGCUGCACGGAUCUACCUCUUCAGGACCGUCAAUCUCACCAAGAAAUCGUUUCCCGAUUUCAGAGCCAUCGUUCAUGGUGCCCCCGCUGUUGGCCUCAGUGUCCGCGUUUUGCGCCUCGAUGUCAACGCGGACCCACAUUUUGAGAUUCUCCAACAUCUACCCAACGUCACACAUCUCACUCUCAGCGAUUGGAUUCUCAAACAUGAAGUCAACGACGUGCUAGCAGCACGUCUGGGCAAGCUCAAUACCUUGGAGCUCGAAGAUUUCAACAUCAUGACUACGGAGCUACCGCGCAUCCUGUCAUCUUGCAAAGAGCUCUCCAGUCUGUCGCUCCGAGAAGUCUACUGGCCGCUCUCCUUCAAGACUGGUCGCACUUGGUUCACGAAAUGGAGUCGCCUUCCCUCCGACGCAGUCGCUCUUGUCCCGGAAAAAUCGCUGCGCGUUCAAAGUCUCUCAGUGUCGGCUUGCACUAAGCUCGUCUACGAUUUGCUCAUACGUGGGGCAACCCUCGGCCCAUCCCCAUGCCUCACGCUGACGAACCCCGACCCCGACACCGAACAUGUGCGACGCCUGUUCGACCACUGGGCUCCUUCGGCCUCGAGUCUCAAGCUCAGUUUCAGGGACGCAAGAGAAGAACCUCCCAGCCUCGCUGUCAGCACCGAGUUGCUCUCGCUCACCCUCGAUCGCACGCCCCUCAAGUAUACCGAGGACCUCAGAAAGCUGCCUGCCUGGCUCAGCAAGGUGCUGAAGAGCGUCGAGUCCUCUCGAUUCCGCUAUCUCAGAGUCAUCGUUACCGCAGGGUGGCUGCCGAAGGAUCUUCCAGGACCGUGGCAGCCCGUACUCGCUGAGCUGAGCAGGCUCGCGUCGCGUUCGGGCGGCGUGGAGUUCGUCUUCGAACUCCGGGCUAUUACCAAGGACGCUAGCAAGAUCAAGUCGAUGCAAGACGAAUUGGAGACGGCGCUGGUGCCCAAGCCUCCGUCCUCCCUUGACGUUAAUAUUGUAGUUAUCGCGGACAAAAAUAGUCAUCGGGGGUGGGGGUCGAAGGAGUGUGGCAUCAUCUGUACAUUUGUACUCGUCUGA